AUGGCUAACCGAAGGACAGUGAUUGCGCUGCUGGUGGUUGUGAUGGUGGCAUUGUGCACGGUAGUGACGGCCGAUACUGCAGUGGAGUCACCACGGAUAGCUGAAUCGCCGGAUCGGGAGCAAAGUCGUCAGGUUGAUGGUAGUAAAUAUUGGUUACAUGGUGGAUGGGGCUGGGGAUGGGGUUGGGGUAUUGCAGCGUAUGUGCUGGCGAUCGUCAAAGGUUCCAUCCUGUUGGGUUUGUUCGUCAUCUGGGCCUUUUUCAAGGGAUUCGGAGGAAAGAAACAUGGAGGAGGCUGUGCUCCGAUCAUCAUUCGUGAAUCGCCACCGCCAAGCUAUGAACAUCACCAUCAUCCCUGGGACCGCAACUCGGUUGUGUACUCAAGAUCCAAACGCUCGCCGGACUAUAUGGACUCGGAACUGUACUGGACCGAUUUGGUCACAGAUAUGGGAUUGAGUUUUCUGGGAGUGCAUUCAAAAGAUUGUAGAAAACGAUUUGUUUGUGAAGUAAGUGUGCGGGAGAAACAUGAUCCGAUACUGAAAUUUGCAACGUCGGUAUUUGGAGUGGAUAUCUUUAGAAGAUAUCGUUCCAACGACAAUAAUAAUGCCACCACGUUUGAAGAUUGUUCCAAUUUAUACUCGAAGUGUAAGCUCGGGGGUCCUUCUAUUUCUUUCAACGUUCUGACCCAACCGAUAAAUUUACUACAAGACCUCGACACCGGUGACGGAGAUCAGAUCGAUUAUUCUCCGACCAGCGAAGAAACGUCUCACGAUGUGGACGACUUGGAUGAAGCAACUGAAGAACCUACAACUACCACAACAGAGCCACCAAAAAGGAAAAGCUUCAAUAAACGAAAACGGUAUUUCAAAUCUGCCUAAUCAGUCGCUUCUACGCAGAGAGAAGUUGUUGUACCAAAGACUGAUGCCAAAGGUGGCGAUUCCGAAGAAAUUGUUACUGUAUAAGCAUCGAUACGUGUGGUUAAAGAAUGACCGUGUGAAUGAUUUGUAAAAAACACAAAUGAA
Molecule: messenger RNA, 1020 nt
Organism: Armigeres subalbatus
Lineage: Eukaryota; Metazoa; Arthropoda; Insecta; Diptera; Culicidae
Exons: 2
Coding region: 1-876 (291 amino acids)
Source: RefSeq, a predicted model, not a curated record